Molecule: messenger RNA, 492 nt
Organism: Adineta ricciae
Lineage: Eukaryota; Metazoa; Rotifera; Eurotatoria; Adinetida; Adinetidae
Source: the annotation of a GenBank genome assembly
AUGUACCUCUCGAAACGGCUAAAUCGCUCGUCGACUACUGGCGUCUGUACUACGAUUGGCGUCGCUUCGAAAAUCGAGCAACAAUUAAUGGUGUGGGUAUUCAUUUCAUUCACGUCAGAUCAGAACAUGCCAAUGUACUACCCAUCAUUCUUACCUAUGGAUGGCCUGGUUCCUUCAUUGAACUUCUUCACGGCAUUUGGAGGCAAGGCUGAAGAUGAUUUCCAUGUUGUUGGUGUACCAUCAAUUCCUGGUUACGGAUUUAGUGACAAACCAAUAGAAGCCGAAUGGAAUACGGCACGUAUUGCGAGAGCAUGGGUAAUACUUCUGCAACGUUUAGGAUAUCAAAAAUGGGUUGCUCCAAGUGGUGAUUGGGGAGCUGAUGUAGCAACAAUACUGGGUUUUAUACGGCCUAUAGGACUUAUCGGUAUUCAUCUCAACUUCCAAUACGUUUUCCCGGACGAUCAAUCCGAUAACUUCUCAUCUGAUAAAUAA